ACAUUUCGUUUGUUGUUACAGCUGUUCGGAAAAAAUAAUAUUUACGUCUUUAUUUUCGCGAGGAUAUAAUAUACGCAAUAAACGUGUCAAUUGAUUAAGUUAUAGAUAGGAAGAUCGUCACAAAAAUACAAUUAAAUCUAUGAGUAUCUUAUUGAGACCGGUUUCAGGUGUACACCGGAUCCACAGAAAUAUGUCUGCCAUGUCUGGGGUGGUGGAGAGUACAAUAAGAAGCAAAUUGCUACAGUCCCUGGAAGCUAAACAUUUGGAUGUCAUCAACGAGUCCUAUAUGCAUAACGUGCCCAAAGGAGCGGAGACGCACUUCAAAGUAGUCGUUGUUUCCGAUAAAUUUGAGGGAUUGCCGUUAAUUAAGAGACAUCGCUUAGUGAACGACCUACUAAAAGAUGAGCUGCAGAGUGGUGUCCAUGCACUAUCCAUUGUAGCCAAAACUCCUGAGCAAUGGGAAAACAGUGACAAAGUUGUGGAAAGCAGCCCAAACUGUAAAGGUGGAUUUGGAAAGUAGACUCGAAUACAGUAUAGUUAUUUAAUUUGUGGCUGUUACAUCUAGUAAUAAAUUACAUUAUUUAGUACAUA
Molecule: messenger RNA, 591 nt
Organism: Helicoverpa armigera (cotton bollworm)
Lineage: Eukaryota; Metazoa; Arthropoda; Insecta; Lepidoptera; Noctuidae
Product: bolA-like protein DDB_G0274169
Exons: 3
Coding region: 140-520 (126 amino acids)
Cellular component (GO): mitochondrion
Source: RefSeq, a predicted model, not a curated record